CCGCGGUGCACACGCCAUUUUGUGUUGACACUGCCUAAGGGUGUUCUCGUGCACCUGUCAGUGCUGGAGUUCUUCGGACUUGGAUAGCGGCAGCCCAAAGUGAACAUGCUAGAGGUGGCCUGGAUGUGUCAUGGGGUCGCUGAUCCCCAUCGAUGGGGUCGGGAAGGGGCGGGGGGCUCUCUGAGAUCUAGUCAAGCCCACCCCUCCCACCCCUCGGUCCAGCGAUGCUUGAAAGAGAGAAGCGCUCUCGCCUUACUGGAGGGACAGUUGAGCGAAACUUGGAGAAAGGUUACAGGUGAGGAUAACUUACUAAAUUAUCAAGCUAUGCAGAAAAAUUCCAGGAGGAACAGUAAAUUGACAGUUUGGGCUAAAGAAUUGACCUCUGUGGAUGCUGAUAUGGAAAAACAUGAGAAUCAAAAGAAUUUCAUUGAACUGCUACCUCCAGAAAUUACUUUGAGAAUUUUCAGUCAGCUAGACGACAUUCAGAGCUUCUACAGAGCUUUCAUGACAUGCAGGAGAUGGAACUACAUCAUAGAAAACAAUGACUUCUUGUGGAAGCCUCACUGCUUGGCUCUAGAAUAUGUGUGUCAAGAAGUAGAUAACGAUCAAAACUGUGGGUAUUCCUGGAGGGACAUACUGCGGAGGAAUUGCCAGAUAAGUAAAGUGAAAGGCGAAUGGCUCGGUGGCAAAUACAGCAACAUCCGUUCUGCUUGUGGUCUACCAGAAAAAUCCAUGUGCCCGAUGAGUAAAGAGACAUGGGGGGAAAUUUUGGAAGCAGAACUGAGAAGAUAAGUGAAAAAAAAAAAAAAA
Octodon degus (degu) is the source of this 810-nucleotide messenger RNA. RefSeq names its product F-box protein 48 (gene Fbxo48). The record is from RefSeq and is a predicted model, not a curated record. Gene Ontology annotation, molecular function: protein binding. The transcript is spliced from 3 exons. NCBI's taxonomy places the organism in Eukaryota, Metazoa, Chordata, Mammalia, Rodentia, Octodontidae. The coding region runs from base 106 to 792 and encodes 228 amino acids.